Molecule: messenger RNA, 249 nt
Organism: Anisakis simplex (herring worm)
Lineage: Eukaryota; Metazoa; Nematoda; Chromadorea; Rhabditida; Anisakidae
Source: the annotation of a GenBank genome assembly
AUGCCUGAAGCAAGGGUUUACCUCGACGGCGAUAUUUUACAAAAAAGAGGAUUUCAGAGUGCCGAUCAAGCAGACAUCGUCUUUAAUGGAAACUACACUGCUCCAGUGGCCACUGGAAGAGGCAGCAUAUCAAUGGUGAUCAAAUGCACUAAGUCAAAAGUCUGGGCUGUUGGCGAUCGAUUGCUUGGUACUAUCAAUUCAGCAUCGUGCAUCAUGAAACGUAAAAAAUUUUACAAUCUUAGACUGUGA